UAUGUUACAUAAUGACACUGCGUCACUACCACGCAAAUAGUUCAAAAAUAGCAACACCUCCAACUCUAGAUCUAUUUGAGAAUAAGCACCUUCAAGGUCUUCUAUCUGAAACUAAAGAGCUCUUAUUCUCACUGUCUUCAUCUCGCUCAAUCAUGCAGUCCCAGAGAUGGAUUGUCAUGGGCAUAAUAUGUGCCACUUUCAUUCACUUUCUUAUGCCAGUGGAACCUUUUCCCAUAGCUGAUAAAAUCACGAGUCUGCCAGGGCAACCACAAGUCAGUUUCCAACAAUUUGCAGGAUACAUCACAGUUGAUGAAAAGCAAAACAGAGCUCUUUUUUAUUACUUUGUUGAAGCUGAAUCACAGCCAGCUUCAAAGCCUCUUGUUCUCUGGCUAAAUGGAGGGCCUGGUUGUUCAUCUGUUGGAGCAGGAGCUUUGCUUGAGCAUGGUCCCUUUAAAGUGAGGGGAGACAAUCUGGUCAGGAAUGAGUACAACUGGAAUAAAGAAGCAAAUAUGUUGUAUUUGGAGUCACCGGCAGGAGUUGGUUUCUCUUACUCGGCUAAUAAAUCAUUCUACACCUAUGUGAAUGAUGAGAUAACAGCACGAGACAAUCUUAUAUUUCUGCAACGCUGGUUUGUCAAAUAUCCAAAGUAUCGGGCAAAAGAAUUUUUUAUCACAGGAGAGAGCUAUGCAGGUCACUAUGUACCCCAACUUGCCCAGCUAAUUGUUCAGUCCAAUUUAAAGAUCAAUUUGAAGGGGAUAGCUGUGGGGAAUGCUCUUCUGGAUUUCACCAUUGAUUUCGACUCGCGAGACGAGUAUUACUGGUCUCAUGGAUUGAUAUCAGAUGACAAUUAUCAAUUUCUCACUAAAUCUUGUAAUGGUUCAGCCGAGAUCAUAAGAAAAGCCAUGAACCAAGAAGCUGAUACUAAAUGUCUUGUUGUAUAUGCCCGAGUCAAACAACUUACUAACACCAUCGACCAAUACGAUGUCACCGCUGACGUUUGUCUAUCACCUGUUAAGUCACAAAUGGACAUGCUAUAUGAACCCCUCUUAUCUAAAUUUCAAACUUUGUUACCUCUCCAUUCAAAACCAAAUGCUCUCAACCAGCAGGAAGCUGAUAAGAAGGAACUUGUCUGUGGAGAAGGUAUCACAGAAAAGUAUUUAAACAGGAAAGACGUGCAGAAGGCUCUCCAUGCCCAACUCGUUGGAAUUAAUGAAUGGGGUCUCUGCCGAGACUCCGAUUUUCUACAAUAUGAUGAAAAAAAUAGAGAGAUAUCUAUAAUUGGUGUCAUAGUCUCACUUGUGAAGUCUGGCAUUCGAGUCUUCAUUUACAGGUAUGGUAAUAAUUGGAGAUCAAGAUGCAGCAAUCCCAUUUAUCGGGUCUCGGACACUAGUAAAUCAAUUAGCAAAGGAGAUGCGUCUGAAAACAACUGUGCCAUACAGAGCAUGGUUCGAGGGAAAACAGGUUGGUGGAUGGACACAAGUAUAUGGUAAAACCCAGCUAUCUUUUGCCAGCAUAAGAGGAGCUUCACACACAGCUCCGUCAACGCAACCAGCGAGAUCAUUUUCACUGUUUAAGGCAUUUCUCGCUGGAAAACCACUGCCAAAUGCUUGAACUUAUCCAAAUCAUGAAUAAGAUAAGAAUGUACUGAUAUUAUUGAUCUGCUAAAAGUUGUAUUUGACUAGCAAGGCAUGUAUUGGUGCAAUUGCUUUAAAUAAGAAUUUACUAGUAUUAUUAAUCUGAAA
This is a messenger RNA of Quercus robur (English oak), 1742 nucleotides long. RefSeq names its product serine carboxypeptidase-like 46. Gene Ontology annotation, molecular function: serine-type carboxypeptidase activity. Gene Ontology annotation, biological process: proteolysis. Lineage: Eukaryota; Viridiplantae; Streptophyta; Magnoliopsida; Fagales; Fagaceae. Gene Ontology annotation, cellular component: vacuole. The record is from RefSeq and is a predicted model, not a curated record. Bases 12 to 1490 code for a protein of 492 amino acids. The transcript has 10 exons.